CACACUACGUUGUGUCUUUGUUUUGGGAACUUUUGAGAAAGAACGAACAAAAAGAUUCUCCUCCUGGUUUACGAGAGACUGGAAGAUGUUCUGCUACAGGAAGGUUCUCCAGUGGUUCUUCUCUGUGUUCCUGAUCUGUUCUCCGGUUCCUCACCUCGGACGCUCCAUAGACGGGAGCAGCAGAACGAAGCGCUCGGUGACGCAUGCGCAGCUCAUGCACGAUAAGGGCCGCGCGCUGCAGGACUUCCGGCGCCGCAUGUGGCUGCAGGAGCUCCUGGACGAGGUCCACACGGCGGAGGUCCGGGACCUCCCGGCUCGGACCGGCCCGGGGCUCCACCUGAGCACCACCGGCAGCACCUUGCACUCCAAGCCCCCUGGGGGAACCAAGAACCUUCCCAUCAGCUUCCUGCUGGAGGAGGAGCAGGCCACCAACAAGGCCCAGAGCGACAAGGACGGCCCGCCGAGGGGCAGGAGGAGGAAGAAAGGGAGGGGGAGGAGGAGGGAGGGCGCCAAGAGGAGGAGGAGGGUGCGCUCCCUGGGCUGGAGGCCGGAGGACCAGAUCCACCUGGGCUGGAGGCUGGGCUGGAGGCCUCUGCUCGGCCUGCAGAGGGCGCUGCUGUAGAACGCUGUCAGUCUCUGACUAAGGAGCUCCGCUGUCCAAGGACGCCUGAACGCACCACGCAGAGCUGUCAGAAAGUGGAACAUAUUUAUUGUGUGUGCAUCUUGUGUCUCCUCUGGGGGUCUCUGGCUCACAGGUGUGUUGUGGUAACUUAUUUGCUCCGGAUGGUUUGUGUAUUUAUUGUGUAACCGGUCGAGCUGCUGUGACCUUCUAUAUUUUUGUACCAUAAUGCACUUUAGAUAUAUGAAUAUAUAAAUAUAUAUACCAUUGAUUUAGUUUUGUGGUUGAUGGAAAAGAAGCUCUGCUGCUGGUUCUCCGGACGCGUUCCACUCCCAUCGAAGCUUUCCUGUGUUCACCCCGUGCUGCCUUCAGGGUCUCCGUUCCCUUCAGCGCCGGCUCUGCUUCUCAAGUUCACACCUGUACAUAAAGCAUCACGCUGCACUGAGAUGAACUGACAUUAAACACCUGAGAGGA
Molecule: messenger RNA, 1093 nt
Organism: Pseudoliparis swirei
Lineage: Eukaryota; Metazoa; Chordata; Actinopteri; Perciformes; Liparidae
Gene: pthlha
Product: parathyroid hormone-like hormone a
Exons: 5
Coding region: 86-622 (178 amino acids)
Biological process (GO): regulation of chondrocyte differentiation; osteoblast development; adenylate cyclase-activating G protein-coupled receptor signaling pathway
Cellular component (GO): extracellular region
Molecular function (GO): peptide hormone receptor binding; hormone activity
Source: RefSeq, a predicted model, not a curated record